AUGAAUAUAUAUACCUUCAUACAAAUCCAAAUUUUCGUUAUAUACGCACUUAUAAAGUGCGCUGCUGGUAGCUCGAAAAAUCAAGCUCCUUCGUAUAAUCCACAAGUUCAAAAAACAAUUACUGUAGGAGAUAAAACAUAUCAAUACAAAUAUGAUCAUUAUAAGUCUGGUCCCCCUAGGGAAGAAGUUAUGAAAUGGUUAGAUGUAGAGUUUCAUGCGUCAACUGAUGUGUUAUACCACUUAUUGCCUUUAGCUAAAGAUCCAUGGAAACUUUUUAAUGAAAUAGAGUAUUCUGAACGUAUAUAUGAUACCGUUCGUGAAUAUGAAGAUAAGUAUAAAUUUAAAUUUAGGGAUGAAGAAGCCAGAGAAUCUUGUGUUGAAAGAAUAAAGGGACGUCUUCUUUAUCCUCUAUAUUUGGAACCAUUAACAGAAGAUUAUUGUAAAACAAUACAAAAAUAUUUUUGGAUAGAAGAAAGAUUAGAAGAGGAAAUGACUGUUAAGAUGGAUAGGGAAGAAACUUACCAAGAUAAGAAGGCAAUGAGUAAAAAUGAAGAUGAAAUGAAAAGACUUAUAAGUAUUUAUGAAAAAGGUAGAAGUAUAAAACUAUCGGACGAUAUGAUCCAUUUUACUAUAAGUAUAGCAAAGGUUUUCCUUGAAGAUUACCUAAAAUUAUAUACUGAAGUAUAUGAUAAACUUUCCCCCACAAAUAAUGAUAAAACAAAACAAAAAUAA
Plasmodium malariae is the source of this 732-nucleotide messenger RNA. Its product is annotated as gamete antigen 27/25, putative. Bases 1 to 732 code for a protein of 243 amino acids. Lineage: Eukaryota; Apicomplexa; Aconoidasida; Haemosporida; Plasmodiidae. The transcript has a single exon. The record is from RefSeq and is a predicted model, not a curated record.